UAAGGCGUGCUUAACUGUACUUAUAUAACGGAAGAGUAGUUACAUUGGCGUUAAUUAGUUACAAGACAUGUGAAUGGACUUAUAAUUUUAAAAAAACACAGGUGUGUAUUAGCGAUCAGGUACCACGCACAGGUGUGAACACGGAUUUGUUUAACGUCGGUAGAUUAACUUGUUGACAUUAUAAGUUCACAUUUUACGACAAGAAUUUUACUUCUAAACCAAAUACGUUGUAAAAAUAUUUGACAUGUGUCCAAUAGCCUGGCCUAGAUGACAGGGGCAAUAUUGUGUAUUGUGAGAAUAUUGACUCGUGUUACUGAGUAGGGAAAGCAAACUUUCCUCUACAGCAGUCCAGAUAAGGUUUGUUACAAACCCUAUCGUUAGCCUAUCGAUUGUUUAGCCUGGUGCUCGUCGUUGCCCGGACGUAAUUGAUGAACCGCUGGGACGGCCCUGAGAGAAGUUGGGAUCUACGUAACGAAGUUGAGAGGCACAUUCGUGAGUCGAGUAGACCUACAGACACGUAUAUAUUAUGUGACAAGUGGGCUGUGCUGGAAUUUACAAGUAGAUAUUUAUCUACACGAACUAGUAUGAUUGAAAGAGUUCUAGUAAUUUUUUUCCAAAGCCGUUAGUUCAAGGAAGUAUUCACCUUUGGAAACCCGCUGAUGGAGUGUAAAUCCAUUUCAAUGAGCGCGCUUAUCGCAUGCCGGGCGAGCUGAUCAUGAAAAGCAAUCGCGUGCUUUGCUAGGUAUUUGCAUUAAGUUGCAUUUUAUUGCUCAAUUCACUGAGGUAUAAACAUUAAAGCUAGACGUCACUGCGUUAUAUAUUGAGUAUCGGAUAUCUCAUCAGUGUUUACAGGACAAAACCCUGUUGACGUGGUUCCAACUGUCAAUAAGCUCAUGACCAUACCGGCUCGAGCCAUUUUAUUUAACGACUAGGCUGUCCUCAACGCUGGCAAUACCACCGCCGAGGAUGGAUUAUGAUUUCUGUGGAUGAUAGCUGAGAAAGUGGUAUUAAAACUGGAUAAAAGUCUGUGAAGGAUUAUUCACUAAGUUUUAAGGAACUCUCUGUAACAUUUACAAUAUGGAUUUGGAAACGCAAGCUCGUGAACGUCGUCUCAGUGACGUAGCGCGCGGGAAACAGUAUCUUCGUCAAAUCGACAGUCUAGCGGAGAAGCACUGGAACAAACUCGAACCUAGGAACAUAAGCACAAGGCAAGUGUCAGUGGGUCCUCUUAAAGAAUAUACAUUCAUUCUAAACGGAUCAUACCAGCAGGGAGAUGACAGUGUUUCAAACAGGGUAAAGUCAAAACGUAGGAUUCAUUCCGAACAAAUCCCGAAAAUAAACGGGAAAUUGUUAACAGAUCGUGUGCAAUCUGAGAGACUGGGCGGACACUAUGGCGUGAAUUCUCUGAGAGGAACGCAUUUGUUUAACCAAUGGGGAUCGAACAUCGAUCCUUUGGCUGAAAAGGUGACUCUUAAAAAAGGUGAUAUACAACAAACAUUUUCGUUUGGCGAUGCAAACCGGAAAGUUCAGAAACCAAGUCCCAAAAAGGGAGUCUUAAUGAGCCGAGUAAGCUCGGACUUCAAGGACCGACAAAUAAAAACAAACACCGACUUCCGGUCAUCGCGGAAUGGGAUGGUGGCAGUCAUACAUCCGGUUGGUCCGUCACCGGACGCGGAAAUCGCGCCAGACGUCAUCGACCAACAGAUGAUAGAACGCGAACAGACAUCAGUGAUGCUGAGCAGGAUAGACCGGAUGUUACACCCGAACAGAUAUGCGUUGAAAACAAAGCUGGCCCCAAGUGAACAGGAAGUGUCUCACAAUUCCUUCCAAGCGUCGUCAGACACUUGUAAAAGUCUAAAAAAGAACAUCCAGCAGGCCCAUUCUAACGGUGGACAGAAACUUGUUCCUCGGACAAAAGAAGAUCGUCCCAAACUGUUAUCUAACCCCGCCUACGCGCCAAAGACCUCUGGCAAUCCAGUUAAAACGUUUGCGCAGAUGCUGAACGAAUUGGACAGUACACAAAUUAACGUGGACCGGAAGUGUCGUUUAUGGAUCAAUAAAUUGACGUUCGAUUCCUACGAGUGACAAACGGAUGUUUAUAACUUAUGUUACCUGUUGUUGUAGACGCAGUUCCUUAUUUUUGUAAACUAAAAUCUGUCUCAAAAAUACAUGUCUUCUUACAUAUAGUUACUAUGAAAUUGUUUAUGUUAUCAUUUCAACUAAAUUGCUCAUAAGCUAAAAAGUACUUUAUUAAUGAAAACACUUUUGGGGACGACUUCAAAGAGUAAUGCAAAACUAUUUUUAUGUGAUCUGUUGGAAGGAUUUAAGUACCAUUCGUUUUAAAAUCUUAAAUACUUUUGCUCAGUUAUUGACGAAAAGUCUUGAUUUUAGU
Molecule: messenger RNA, 2392 nt
Organism: Mizuhopecten yessoensis (Yesso scallop)
Lineage: Eukaryota; Metazoa; Mollusca; Bivalvia; Pectinida; Pectinidae
Exons: 1
Coding region: 1078-2085 (335 amino acids)
Source: RefSeq, a predicted model, not a curated record